Pogonomyrmex barbatus (red harvester ant) is the source of this 2878-nucleotide messenger RNA. It is a transcript of the gene Cog1, whose product is annotated as conserved oligomeric Golgi complex subunit 1. Gene Ontology annotation, biological process: intra-Golgi vesicle-mediated transport. Gene Ontology annotation, cellular component: COG complex; Golgi apparatus. NCBI's taxonomy places the organism in Eukaryota, Metazoa, Arthropoda, Insecta, Hymenoptera, Formicidae. The record is from RefSeq and is a predicted model, not a curated record.
CCGUCGACGGCGAUCUAACCUGUGAGCUACGUGGAUCUUUGACCGUCGAAAAGAAUAGUGCAUGAAACGUCAAAAACAUGACAACGACGAAUUAUUUAGAUUUGGACAUAAACAAGCUGUUCGAGCAGCACACCAUCAAAGAGAUCGAGGAGAUUCAAAAGAAGAUUCAGCUGGAAAGCGACCGGAAGAAGCUAGAAUUACGAACUCUAGUUGGAGAAAGAUAUCGAGAUUUGAUAUUGGCUGCUGACACAAUUGGAAAAAUGAAGAUAACAUCCGAAAAAGUUAUUGCAAGAAUUGCUAAUAUAGAAGAUAAAUUUAGGGAACUGCAAAAGAAAUAUCUCAUUGGUUUCAAGACAGAUCCAGUGGAGGAUAACCUGGACAAAAGAAGACAUGUUCGGGAUUCCAUAAUCAUCCAAAUCAAAAUCCUAAUGGACAUUCCACAGUAUAUCUGGACAAGCAUCGAGAGUCAAAAUUUAUUACUUGCUACACAGUUGUAUAUAGUAGCGCAGCAUAUAAAUUAUAGUUUAAUGUUUGAAGUUGGUAGUGCUGAGUUAUCGAGUAAAUAUCCAAUUGUUUCCAAGCAGUGGGAUGUUAUUAUGCAGUUUAAGAACAUCAUAUCUAACGAGUGCAACAAAAUUUUGCAGUCGUUGGAUGUUUCAACUAUAAAUGCUGCAAAUUGUUUGGCAUCUCUCGUAUUUUUGAAUGAGUCAUCGUUUACAGAUCUUUUAGAAAGAUUAAUAUCCACGAGGUGCUGUGCCAUUGAAUCUGUCAUCAAAGGAGAAAGUCACGAUAGUGUCAAAAAUAAGCUGAAGUCAUGUAUGAAGAUACUUAUACAAACUGUCCAUUUAAUAUAUUCGUGUUUUAUAAAUGCAGAUAAUGCUCCUGGAGGCUUAGUUUUACAGUUUAUAACAGACAUAAAAGAUCAAGAAGCAUAUUCUUUACUAUCGCAAUUGGAUUUGGAUCAAAAUUUAUUCGAGGAAUUCCUGCCAUCUGUUACUAAACAUCAUAAACCGUUUGUUCAGGAUAUACCAAAAAGCUUUUCUCUAUCGACACUUCAAAAUAGUGUUAAAUCUUGGUUGGAGUGGGUGAAUGAUUUUUCUAAUCAUGAAGUUACCAAAUUAUUAAAUUUAAUAGUUUCUAUUAAAGGCCUGUAUAACGUUCGGGAAGAAGCCAUCAGUGUAAAUCUACCUGAAAAUUGGAAUUCUAUAUGGGAAGAGCUUUCCUUACCAAGAAUAAGUUUUUGGAUGGAAUUCUUCCAGCCUAUUAUAACUAAACGAGUAAAAUGUAUUAUAACAAACAAGUGGAUGGAUACGCUAUCUGAUUUAAAAUCUGAUAUAGUAGAAUUACUCGAUAAAGUAGCGCAUGAUAAAUUCGAAUUUCCGGAACACGAUUUACGAUGGUUCGUGUGGAAAGACUCCCCCACCGACAUUCCACAAAAACUUACAAAGACUGGUGGAUUAGAUAAUAAAAGAUCCUUGCUGAUGAAGGCUAAGGGAUAUUCUCCAAACAUAGUGAAAUUGUGCGAAAAAUUUGAUGAAAGUUUGUACGCGCUAUUGUCCGAUCUUGAGCAUUAUUUAUACGAGACUGAGCGAGUAAUAACAAUCAAAGACAGCUUGCUUUCGGCGAAUAUAUCUUUAAUUGCGAAUUCGUUCUCCGAUCGUAAUGAAGUCCAAGAACAUUUGCAAGUAGUUAGCACCGAAAAGAUCGAAGAUCUCGUCCAGUUUCUAAAAAAUACCUGUGCUAACGAUAAACCGGAACAUGGUCAAAGCGAUAUAAACGCUAUAGUACUGGCAAGAUUUCUUUUUGCAUUAACUACCUUGUGCCCGAAUUUAAAUAAAUGUUUUACAUCGUCGAAAGUAUCCGGGCUUGCUAUCACGAACGUUAAGUGGCAAGCUGUUUGUGAUAAUCUAAAGGAAGAAAGUAUUUGCAUGUGGUCCAUUUGGGCUAAUGUAUAUAAAGCGAAAAUAUCUGAACAUAUGAAGAAAUUUAUAUUAAGAGAGCCGCUCGAUGGAUUGCGCGUUCAUUGGAUCGUCUCGGAAUGGGAGAAAGUUACUAUCGAGGAAGAAUCCGGAGAGGGGAAACGAAUAAAGUCUGAAAUUUUAAUACCUUAUCAACCAUCGAUACCUUUGCAAAAAUUCUUGACCGCCAUCUGCAAAGAUUUAAAUAAAAUUAUACCUCAUACGCUUCCAAAGAGAGUACUGCAGCAAAUUAUCGAAAGCAUCAUUACAGAAUUAUUUAAUUAUUAUCUCAAUGCGUUUAAGAGUAUAGAUCUCAGACAAAAACAAGCAUUUCAAGUACUAUACGAUAUAAGAUAUUGUACGUUGCUCAUGGUGCCUCAUGAAAACAAAGUUCUUAAUGAAUUAUCAAUCAAAACAUGCGACGCAAUACUUGCGAAAAUAGAUCCGUUCGAUUAUGAUGUCUUUAAUCCGUUCAUUCACACCAAUGUUAAAAAAUCUGUUCAGAGAUCUUUGUUGAUAUUUGGAAACCUGGUGAGUCAUUUAGAACAAUUACAUUCGACAUUGGGGGCACGCAAUGAACAUGCAAGCAGUGACAAUGGAAGAACUGAACCACCUGCAGUGCUCGCAGUUUGUACAGGAGCACCAUGGUUCCCGCCGUUAACUGUAACCGCACCGACGAGAAAUUUGCCAAUUUUAUCUGUGCCGAUAUCCGAUAAAACACAACGUAAGAAAGUAACGAAGGAACAUACGAAAAAUGAGUCUACCAGUGCAAUAAAAUCCGGAGCGGCCGCGUUUUUCGGUGCAAUGGGAUCAGAUUGGUUCGGCAGUAGCAAUUAACUAUUUUUUUUAUUUUUAGAAAGAUUGUAAAUAUUGUCAUAUGUCAUAUAUUGUAAAUAAUAUAUUAGUAAAGAAUAUCUUUU